AGCGGCCCGCUGGACGCGCAUGCGCUCUUGAUUGGCGGGAGUUUCGCAAAUGGCGGCGUAGGCACAGACAACGGAGUAAGAUCUAGACUGUCUCUUGAAAAGUCCGAUAGAGACGCAGUCCCAGGGGUGACCUGAGAUUUUGUGUUUCUGGAACAGAAGCUCUGGGCAGAACUGGCGUCGCUCUGAGGUCAGGAAGUCGCACACUCCUCGCAGGAUGUGUUUCCGGUCAUUCCCUUACUAGUGGCUUGGCCUAGCCCAACCCACGGCAUCCUGUGCUCCCGACUUCUAGCCCCAGGGGCCGGGGAUGGGGUGGGGGGCCUGCGACCUCCUCCCGGAAUGGAAAGAAACCUGAGGUCGAAGCAAACCUCCCGCUCGGUCAGAGCCAGCGGUCUAGGAUCCAGAAAAGAGGUGCAGAAUUCUCUACCCAGGAUGACUUCAGUCACCACAGAGAAUACGGAAGAAGAAGAACCAAUGACUUUGAAGACUCAUGAUCAUCAGUUGCAAUCAAGUCUUCACCCUAUAGAAGUGUUUACUAAAUCAUCUGCCUCCCUAGAGAUGACUCAAGGCAUUUCAAAGGAAAGAAUUCAUCUUGCCUGUAGCCCCGAAAGAGGGAGACAUUGUGAUGUCAGCCACCAGGAAGGACUUCAAUCCAGGUCCCUUCAUUUUUCCCCUCAAGAAUAUUCUGUCCGUCAUCAAGACAGGAGGCAGUCCUGGCGGCGAGCAAGUAUGAAAGAAAUAAACCGACGGAGGUCACUGCCACCUUUUCACCAGGGCAUGACAGAGCUCAGCAGGUCCAUCAGUGUCGACCUAGCAGAAAGCAAGCGGCUUGGAGCUCUCCUGCUUUCCAGUUUCCAGUUCUCAGUUCAGAAACUUGAACCUUUCCUAAAGGACGCUCAGGACUUCAGUCUUGAAAGUUUCAAAGCAAAAGCGUCUUUUCUUUCUCAAGAGCUGGAGCAUUUUAUAGGCAGCCUGGAAAAAGAUGGAAUUCUACAAAAAUGUUUUGAAGAUUCAAAAGAAAAAGCAUUGGAUUUGAAUCUGGAAGCAUCAGUGGCUGAGAUGAAGGAAUAUAUAACAAAGUUUUCUUUAGAACGUCAGACUUGGGAUCAGCUCUUGCUGUGGUACCAGAAGGAGGCACUACCAGAAGAGACGUCCAGAGGAUCAGUGGAAACCAAAAUUACUGAAGUCAAAAUGGAACCGACAUCAUAUCUUAGAUCUUCUCAGAAUGAAGUUCUUUACACAAAGCCUGACUACCAGAAAAUAUUACAGAACCAGAACAAAGUCUUUGAUUGUAUGGAGUUGGUGAUAGAUGAGCUGCAAGGAUCAAUGAAGCAGCUGCACACCUUUAUGGAUGAAAGUACCCAGUGCCUCCAGAAGGUGUCAGUACAGCUUGAGAAAAGAAGCAUGCAACAAUUAGAUACUUCACCUGCUCGAAAACUGCUCAGACUUCAUUUACAGAACCCACCUACCACUUACUGCUCUGGAUCUUACCAGUGACCUUACCCAGCUUUUCCAACACAAGAUACUCAGAAGAUAAAACUGGGAAGACUUCCUCAGGAUGUGACGACUGCAUGGCAGUCUGAGCUGGGGAGUCCUGUCCUUUGGUUUUAAAGAUAACUGCCUGAUUGUAGAGCACUUCAUCUUUUUUGAGUGAUGGAAUUUAUGCAUACAAAAGGACACUGCAGAGACACUUUGCCCAGGAAUGUACAAAAUGCUUGAAAUUUCCUUGUGAAAUGGCCUUCAGAAGCAGCGGCCCAUUCUUUUUAAAUGUCCUUCAUGGUCAGAUAUCUUAUCUUGUGAAGAUAUUUUUCAGGUUUUGAAACAACCCAAAGUCAUUUAGGACCAAGUUUAAUGAAACAUUUUUUAGGAGCCAACUGGGUUCUGGUCAAAUAGGAAUUAGACUGAUUUUCUAGUGUGGCUGUGAUGGUGAUUUUAGAGAGAAGAAUGCUGAGCAUUGUUGGCAUCACUGGGAUAUAUAUAUCAUUUCACAGAAUGCCCAAUUUGAAGAAAAUACUACUCAUGUUUGCCUUGAUGUCUGCAGUGUACUUCAGCUUUUGAAUUUUGAGCUGACACCCUAAAUUCUGAAUUCAUGGCAAAAAGGGGCUAAGUACUAAUUUUUAUUUUUGUUUGUUUUUAUUUUUAUUUUUGGUGGUGCUAGGGGUUGAACCCAGCUUUGCACAUGCUAGUUAAGUGCUUUGUUACUGAGCUGUUACCUCCAGGCCCCUAAUUGUUCUUUUUAUUGUUAAUAAUCUGAAUUAUAAAAUUACAUAUAGUUAAGAUUUUCCCUGUGUUUGUAUUUUGAGUGUAUAAACUUCUUUUUGCAGUGCUGAGAGUUGAACACAGGGACUUCAUACAUGCUAACAAUGCACUGCCACUCAGCCCCUAAAAACAUUUAAAGGCAAGGAGGGUUUAGAAAAUAAAAUUCUUUGCUGAGAUAAACAGUAGUGUAAAGAUAGGCCUCACUGGGCCAGGAAUUUAGCUCAGUGGUUCUGUCGCCUGCCUCGCAAGUGCAAGGUCCCUAUUACCAAUAUAACACCAACUAAUUUUUAAUGUUUUCUAUAUUCUCAUCCUAUUAAUGGGAUAAAACUUGUUUUAUUUAAUUUCCUGUUUGCCCUGCAAAUAUUUGCUGGUUGCAUUUAUCCCAAGAUAACUUGUGAGUUAUAUUCCUAAUCUUAACUCCAAGGUUUGCCAUGAAUUAACUCGCUUUUAUUUUCCCAUUAUUCUAGUAUAUUGCUACUUUUUAGAAACAAAAGAUCAUUCUAUUUAUAGUAUUCUGUUAUGAUGGUAUUUACAUUCACAAAAUAGAGUAAUUUUCAAUCACUGAAAAUGUCAAAUCCUAGAAAACUUUGGAUUCAUCAAAGAGCAGAUUUAUGUAAAGUUAAAUGAACACUGGCAAUGAGCUGCACUUUUUUUUUUGGUACCGGGGAUCAAACUCAGGACCUUGCGCUUGUGAGGCCAACGGCGGAACCACUGAGCUAAAUCCCCAGCCCUGAGCUGCACUUUUUGGGAAAUGGGUUAAACAACCAGUCAAAAUCUUAAGUAUUUAACCUUGGCCCAAGCACCUGUUGGUGAGAGGUGGUACCUCCUUACAUUAAAUUUUAUCCAUUCAGAUCUUACUGAGUCCCUACUGUCUGCCAGGCACAGUUCCGGGAACUGAGGAGAGUGCAAUGAAUAAAGGCACAGGAUCUCCCACAUAAUGCUUACAGUCUACUGAGGACACAAACACAACUAGAAACCUUGUCUGCACAAGUGAUGGUAAUACUGACUUGGGAAGAAUAAAGAAAUUGAACAAGUAUUUCAGGCAAAAGCAGCAUUUUCAAAGGCUUGAGGGAGGGUGGAGCUUUCUAGAACACUGAAAAAUGAAGCAGAAAUGCUAAGCAUCAGUGAAGAGUGGUUUGAGACAAGGAAACAAAGUAAUUAGAAGGUUUAAGAGAGCAAGCCAGGCAUGGUGGUACAUGCCUGUAAUCCUAGUACAUGGGAGGCUGAGUCAGGAGGAUUAUUGAGUUAAGAGGCCAGCCUGGGCUACAAAGACCUUGUCUCAAAAAAAAAAAAAAAAGGAUCAGCUUUGCACUAUCAGAUCUGGCCAAGUCUUGUUUUUGUUGAGGUUCAAUGAACCUGAUCUGAAAUCAACUGAAGGGGUCAAGCAAGGCAACACUGCACAGCAGGAACAGAAAUCUCCCCAGGUCAGCUCAAGUCAAAAUGGGAGUCUGUGGUCUUCAGAUCAAUAUCACACUAAAAUUCUUUAAGGAACAAACUCAAGAUACCUCAUUCAUAGAUGGGAAAUAACAAGACAAUUUCCUGGGCUUCAAGCCUGAACCUGAUGGCAUCAGAUGAAAGAAUACUAUUUUAAGAAUUUGCAUUUUCCAUGAAGGAGGAAUAUAAAGAAUUUGUGGUUAGCUACAGACUAUGGCACAUUUAAAAUAUGACCUCUAAAUUCUCUGACAUUCAUACUUUUAAAAAGUACAGUCUCUCUUUCCACUUAGGGUUGGCUCUGUAACUGCUUGAUACAUAGAAAAUUGCAGAAGUGGCCCUGUGCAGGUUUCCAGGCAGCAUCUACAUCUUUCUUGGCAUGCAUGCUUUUUUGGGCCAGCUUUUAAUGUUUUUAUUGGUGCCUGUUUGUGAUACAUAAUGAAUACAUUUUUGGUGGAGAGUUAGUUCAUAUACAUAGCACAUGUUAGUCCUUUUUUAUUUCCUCUUACUCAUACCUCCCCUCUCCCUCCACCACUUGAUUCCCUUCCCAUCUGCAAAAGGUCUACCUACUAUCCUAUUGUCUUUUAUUUUGCUGUUUAAAUUAUGCUUUGUUGCUUGGUUUCUGGUUGAUAGCCAUUCUUUCUGCAGUGGGAUGGAAUCUCAAUGUUUUGGUUUGCAUUUCUCUAAUGGCCGAGGAUGCUAGAGACUUUUUUCCUGUACUUGUGAUUUGAACUCCUUCAAAGAAGUGUCUUGUUCAUUUCAAUUGCCCAUUUUUUAAUAUGAUCUUUUAUUUUGGAGAGUCUGAUUAUUGAGUUCAAUUCUAGAUAUUGUUCUCUGUCUAAGGAAUAGCUGGCAAAAUUUUUAUCCCAUUUUGUGGGUUGUCUCUUCCCUCUGUUGGUUAUUUCUUUUGCUGUGCAGAGGCUCUUUUAAUGUGAUAUAAUCCAUUUGUCAAUUCCUGGUGUUAUAUCUUGGGCAAGUGAGGUUCUGUUCAUAAAGUCCUUGGCUAAUAAAUGUAUGAGAGAA
Molecule: messenger RNA, 4710 nt
Organism: Heterocephalus glaber (naked mole-rat)
Lineage: Eukaryota; Metazoa; Chordata; Mammalia; Rodentia; Bathyergidae
Gene: Dsn1
Product: DSN1 component of MIS12 kinetochore complex
Biological process (GO): chromosome segregation; cell division
Cellular component (GO): MIS12/MIND type complex
Source: RefSeq, a predicted model, not a curated record